GCAACAUCUCCUUCCAAACAAAUUCCCCAUCUUCUUCCAGUUCCAGCACGCACAACCCACCCAGGCGGAGAAUCCCCCACACCAAAUCAACCUCAGCAGCGAUGGCCCCCAAGGCGGAGAAGAAGCUGGCGGCGAAGAAGCCCGCGGAGGAGGAGCCGACGACGGAGAAGGCCGAGAAGGCCCCGGCGGCCAAGAAGCCCAAGGCCGAGAAGCGGCUGCCGGCGGGCAAGACCGCCUCCAAGGAGGGCGGCGAGAAGAGGGGCCGGAAGAAGGGCAAGAAGAGCGUCGAGACGUACAAGAUCUACAUCUUCAAGGUGCUCAAGCAGGUGCACCCCGACAUCGGCAUCUCCUCCAAGGCCAUGUCCAUCAUGAACUCCUUCAUCAACGACAUCUUCGAGAAGCUCGCCGGCGAGGCCGCCAAGCUCGCCCGCUACAACAAGAAGCCCACCAUCACCUCCCGGGAGAUCCAGACCUCCGUCCGCCUCGUCCUCCCCGGCGAGCUCGCCAAGCACGCCGUCUCCGAGGGCACCAAGGCCGUCACCAAGUUCACCUCCUCUUAGAUUGCCAUGUUUGCGUCUCAGGAACUGUAGUUGGCUGCCGUGUAUCUAAAACUGGUGGAAUGCUGAUUUUUGGUUUGAUUGCUGAUGUUGCCGUGUCAUGUACCGAUCUGAAAUAGUAAACGAUGUGAUAUGCAUCUCUUGGGAA
This is a messenger RNA of Triticum aestivum (bread wheat), 705 nucleotides long. Its product is annotated as histone H2B.1-like. Gene Ontology annotation, cellular component: nucleosome. NCBI's taxonomy places the organism in Eukaryota, Viridiplantae, Streptophyta, Magnoliopsida, Poales, Poaceae. Bases 102 to 560 code for a protein of 152 amino acids. The transcript has a single exon. Gene Ontology annotation, molecular function: DNA binding; structural constituent of chromatin; protein heterodimerization activity. The record is from RefSeq and is a predicted model, not a curated record.